UCUUCUUUUUCUUCUUCUUUUUCUUCUUCUUUUUCUUCUUCUUUUUCUUCUUCUUUUUCUUCUUCUUUUUCUUCUUCUUUUUCUUCUUCUUCUUCUUCUUCUUCUUCUUCUUCUUCUUCUUCUUCUUCUUCUUCUUCUUCUUCUUCUUCUUCUUCUUCUUCUUCUUCUUCUUCUUCUUCUUCUUCUUCUUCUUCUUCUUCUUCUUCUUCUUCUUCUUCUUCUUCUUCUUCUUCUUCUUCUUCUUCUUCUUCUUCUUCUUCUUCUUCUUCUUCUUCUUCUUCUUCUUCUUCUUCUUCUUCUUUUUCUUCUUCUUUUUCUUCUUCUUUUUCUUCUUCUUUUUCUUCUUCUUUUUCUUCUUCUUUUUCUUCUUCUUCUUCUUCUUCUUUUUCUUCUUCUUCUUCUUCUUUUUCUUCUUCUUCUUCUUCUUCUUCUUCUUCUUCUUCUUCUUCUUCUUCUUCUUCUUCUUCUUCUUCUUCUUCUUCUUCUUCUUCUUCUUCUUCUUCUUCUUCUUCUUCUUCUUCUUCUUCUUCUUCUUCUUCUUCUUCUUCUUCUUCUUCUUCUUCUUCUUCUUCUUCUUCUUCUUCUUCUUCUUCUUCUUCUUCUUCUUCUUCUUCUUCUUCUAGCUUAUUUUAG
Messenger RNA from Penaeus chinensis, 633 nucleotides. RefSeq lists its product as uncharacterized. The transcript is spliced from 3 exons. The record is from RefSeq and is a predicted model, not a curated record. NCBI's taxonomy places the organism in Eukaryota, Metazoa, Arthropoda, Malacostraca, Decapoda, Penaeidae. The annotation marks the transcript as partial.